This is a messenger RNA of Prorocentrum cordatum, 723 nucleotides long. Lineage: Eukaryota; Dinophyceae; Prorocentrales; Prorocentraceae. The record is from the annotation of a GenBank genome assembly.
AUGCCGUACCUGGAACUCCAAUACCUGCGCCUGGUGCGCGGCCGCUUGGUGCCUGGGCAGGAGGCGGACGUCCUUCAGAUGUAUCAUGGGGAGGACUUAGUGUCAAAGAGCAAACACAGUCUGAGGGAUAACCUCCUCCAUGCGCUUGAAGGCUUCGCCCUGGCGAAGCGCACGCCCGAUGACGUGGUGCAGUUCGACGUCAACUUCCCGGCCGGCGCGCUCACCAAGGACAGGAGCCCGGUGCGGUUCCCUCCGCCCGCAAGGUGCAAGUCGAUCUGCUUCGACGGUUUGUUCGGGCUGAACCGUGCCGUGGGCCCUGACGCCGCGAAGAGCGUGGUCAAGGCGAAGCCCAAGAAGAAACAGUUGUACUACAAGGACGAGGAGAGGACGGCCUCGUGCGCUGCCAAGGACAAGAUCAGGCGGACGUUGGCUGGCCGCACGGGCGGGUGGCAGUUCGCCCUCGACCCUGCUACAGUGCGAGUCCUCGGAGCCAUGGAACACAAGGAGAAUGAGUGCACGACGGACAAGAUCACGUUGCUCACGGCGGUGAUGGGGAUGGAAAAGGUAAACGCCGACUUCCUGAUCCACGACGACAUGUGCCACUUCGAGAGGUCUGCUUUGAUUCGCGCGCCCGAGGCUUUCGCCGCAGUAAAAUAUUGGGUCAUCGACGAAUUCCAUCGGAAGAACCACGCCUGCAGCAAGUGCACGUGGACGCACAGGUAG